AUAAUAAAACCAAUUAAUCGCUGCACUAUCUGUUGGACUCAAGUCGCCAGGGGUACACCCCCUGAAGAGCCUAGAAAUACAUAUAGCAAACUCAUGCCUUCUCACACAGACUGAGCCAUUUGUAUAGGUGAGGAAAAUCGGCGCACCUUAUAUAAAUUCAAAUCGACGGGCGCCUCAGCGAACAGUUCCUAUUAAUUGUUGACUGAGUUUGGACUUACCUGUGGAAUCGCCAAGACUUCUUGUUGGGGAAUAGAUUUCCAAAACGGAAAACUUACGGAUUAUUGCGAAAGCUUGCUUGCCAACAUAGUGUGUUAUUAAGGAAUUACCUGUGUAAUAAUCAAUACCCCAUAACAAGGCACUUAGGGAACGAAAUAUACUUUUUAGGAAAUACCUCUAACAGUGCAAAAUAAAAAAUUACCAAAAGCAAAAACGAAAGAAAACAUCUACGAGAUACAAGAACCACGAAUAAUUUGGACGAUAGAAAACUCGUUUCAAGGUCUAACAAAAUGAAAAACUUCACGAUCAGCUUGGUGAUCCUUAUCGGAACUCUGUUGGCCGCGUCAGAGGCAGACAUCUCAUCACCCAUCAUAGGGGUUCUUACGCAGGAAGUUUACGUAGAUGGAUUGAUCUCUAGACACUUUGACAACAAGACCAGCUAUAUAGCCGCCUCGUAUGUGAAGUAUCUCGAAGGUGCUGGAGCCCGAGUUGUGCCGAUUUGGAUCGGGCGCAAUCGCAGCUACUACGACGAUCUCAUGCACAAGAUAAAUGGAGUCUUGUUGCCCGGUGGAGCCACUUGGUUUAAUCAGAGCAAUGGGUAUGCCGAUGCGGGCGAACACCUUAUCCACUUGGCCAUCGAACUAAACGAUCAGGGAGUCUUUAUGCCGGUUUGGGGCACUUGUCUUGGCAUGGAACUGUUGGUUUACAAAUUGGCCAACGAAACUGAACACCGGAUUAACUGCGAGGGCACUGGAAUGGCCAUUCCGAUGGAGUUUAAAGCAGACUAUAAGAAGAGCCGCCUGUUUGCAUCAAUCAGUGAUGAUGUCGUCAACAUCAUGGUCCGGGAGAAUGUUACCUAUCACUGGCAUCAGUUCUGCUAUACGGAAAAAGACUUCGAGAGGGGUCUUCUAAAUGAAACUUGGCGGGUUAUGUCCCUAAAUAAUGACUGGAAUGGCACAGAGUUUAUUUCUACAGUGGAGCACAUAAAGUACCCCUUCUAUGGGGUACAAUUCCAUCCGGAGAAGCCGCUGUACGAGUUUACAAAAAACAGCAUUCCUCAUACCGGAGCUGCUGUAUUGAGUGGUCAAUUCUUCGCCGAUUUCUUUGUGAAUGAGGCGAGAAAAAGUAACCAGAGCUUUUCGAAUGCCACGGAGCAGGCCAGGACGCUAAUUUACAACUAUAAGCCGGAGUACACUUCAAUUCUGGGCUCCUCGUACAUACAGCAAUAUUUAUUUACCAAUAAUGAAAUGGAAAUUCCAGACAUCCCUGAUGAGGGCGGUGAUAACGAGGGGGGUAGUAGUGGCGGCUAUAUUCCCAUUAUUGUACCAGGCGAUGGCAGUUCUACCACUAUGCCUGUCCUUAGUGGAUUACUCCUGACUCUGGUUCUCUUAUCAAAUAAUUAAUUGGCUGCCUUGCUCGUCAAAUUAGUGCCCAGAACUUUGAACUUGGUCUUUCAUAUGGUCACUUAAUUUUUGCACACGAUAUUUACGGAAUUUGUUUUCCUGAUCGAAUUUAUAGCUUUAUCUUUUAAGUUAUCUAUGUGAUUGCUGAUCAAAAAGAAAUUGUCCUUGUUGCCAUGGGUCUAUCAAUAGGUAAUUUAAUGUUUGUGUCACCUGAUAUAAAGUGAACAUGAAGAGAUUUUUUGCGAAGAGCACUUCUUCUAUCAGAUCCUAGUAACUCAGUACAUUAUCUAAUUGCUCAUAGCUAUUCAAUGAAAUGUAAAUGGACAAUGAUAAGUAAAAUACCAUCUUUAAGCGUUA
Molecule: messenger RNA, 1976 nt
Organism: Drosophila santomea
Lineage: Eukaryota; Metazoa; Arthropoda; Insecta; Diptera; Drosophilidae
Gene: l(3)72Dp
Product: gamma-glutamyl hydrolase A
Exons: 4
Coding region: 507-1619 (370 amino acids)
Biological process (GO): tetrahydrofolylpolyglutamate metabolic process
Cellular component (GO): vacuole
Molecular function (GO): gamma-glutamyl-peptidase activity
Source: RefSeq, a predicted model, not a curated record